Paramacrobiotus metropolitanus is the source of this 4667-nucleotide messenger RNA. RefSeq names its product anoctamin-5-like. The transcript has 24 exons. Gene Ontology annotation, biological process: chloride transmembrane transport. Gene Ontology annotation, molecular function: chloride channel activity; protein dimerization activity. The record is from RefSeq and is a predicted model, not a curated record. Bases 541 to 3276 code for a protein of 911 amino acids. NCBI's taxonomy places the organism in Eukaryota, Metazoa, Tardigrada, Eutardigrada, Parachela, Macrobiotidae. Gene Ontology annotation, cellular component: plasma membrane.
CGCAGACUCACCAUUGAAUCGCUCCUGCCUGUCUACCGUCGCGGUUCAUUUGAGUUAACAAACUAACAAGUCUACGGAGGUGUUUCGGUUUAGUUUUUGCAAGGGGCCUUUGGACAGAUAAGUUUGCUUUAUGUAUCCGUGUAGGUUAUGGAACUUUACGAGCAUUUAGUCCCACCCACAUAGCGGCGAAGUGAUUCAAGUUUCACACCGCGAUAUACAAUCCCAUCCCACAAAAUACUAUAGGCCGUUAUGAAUGCACCGGUAGAACAUGUCUUGGUGAGUCGUUGCGCACUCUACGCAGUCAUCAUGUUACUCACAUAUUUUGGUUUGUUGUAACCGGUUUAUCGGUCUUUUGUUACGAUGCAAAACUGAACGGUUUUCGUUUCUACAAUUCCGCGUCAGACAUCGACAGCGACAAAGUUCACAAAUAAGCACAUCAGUAAUAUUAUGAAAGUGGAUUUUACGUUCACGAUGGAUCUUAGCAGAAGUCUUCAGCGGUGAAUAGCUGCGUUGAUUUUCAUUGUUGUAUAAUCUGUACUGAUGGAAAACGGUAUUGAAAUGUCUCCAAAAAAUUCUGCGACAGUUACCCCCGGGAAUGUGGCCUUAAAGGUUGAUGAAACGCCAAAAGAUGCUGACACCUUGUUUUUCACGGAUGGAAAACGGCGAGUAGAUUUUGUGCUGGUAUACCAAACUGGAUCGCGAUCGAUCGACAGCCGUCGCGCUUUGCGUCGGACCAAUUUUGAGGAGCACAUGAAGAAAGAAGGACUGGAAUUGGAAAUUGAUACUAAACCUUUACCCGGCCAUCUUAUACCCGGACUGGACACCAUAAACAGCAAACUGCACAUUGACCGACUGCGAGCUGGACCAGCCGCCGAGCCGAAGCUGGAUGUGCCUCCAACGCUGUGUUUUAUUAAAAUCCACGGAACAUGGGACAUGAUGACGAAAUAUGCAGAUUUUUUAAAAUUAAAAAUGCCUCUUAUUAAAGGAAACGAGAACCUGCAAGACGAUGAGCUGCUACAUUAUUUUCCUAAUCCGUUUCGAGUUGACCGCGAGCUUCUUCCGCCCAUGCAGGAACAGUUUACAUCGUUCUUCUCCAAAGCCAGGAUGGACCAAUUCAACAUCAGCGACGAAGACAGCUUUUUCUCAGCCGGUCAACGAAGCCGGAUUGUCUGGGAAUGUUUGUCAAGAAUACGCUACGAUGAAGGCAACCCCACAAAAUUUGGAAUUCAGCGUCUCUUGGCCAACAACACAUUUAUCGCCGCUUUCCCACUACAUGAUGGACCAUGGGAACGGACGCCAAAACAAAAACCCACGAAUAUGCGAGCGAUUCUGUAUGAUCAGUGGGGACGCUUCACUAAUUGGUUUAAAAUCCAGCCUAUUGAUUAUGUAAAAGUGUAUUUCGGCGAGAGGCUGGCAUUCUUUUUUGCUUGGAUGGAAUUCUACACCGCCAUGCUCAUACCUCCGUCUAUUGUGGGAUUGGCAUGUUUCAUCUACGGAGUGGCAUCUCUGUCAAAUGAUCCCGUCUCGAACUCUAUUUGUUAUGACCCUUUCAUUGGCAAUACGACAAUGUGUCCACUGUGUGACAAAUGGUGUCCUUUCUGGAAACUCAAGGAAUCGUGCGCGCUGGCUAAAGCUACAUAUUUAUUCGACAAUUCGGCCACCAUGUUUUUUUCGGCGUUUAUGGCGCUAUGGGCGAUGGUGUUUCUGGAAUUAUGGCAACGACGUCAGUCUGUUUUGGCGUGGAAUUUUGAUACAUUGGAUGCCUUUGAACAAUACGAGCCGGUUCGACCGGAACUGGGAAUGCGGGUCAAACAAGUACGGCUGAACCCGGUAACGAAUACGGAAGAACCGUAUGUGCCACGCUGGAAGCGACUGGGCAAUUGUUUCGUAUCCACAUCGGUCAUCUCCUUUAUGAUGUUUGUUGUGUUGGCCGCGGUUUUUGGUACAGUAGUGUACCGAAUGCUGGUGGUCGUCGCCCUUUACGCCACCAGCAGCACACGGCAGACCUUUGCAAGCCAGUACGCCACGUAUAUAACCUCCAUCACGUCGGCACUUCUCAACCUUAUUGUUAUUCUUAUUCUGGAAAAGAUUUAUUAUCGUUUGGCCAAGUGGUUGACCGAAAAUGAGUGUCCAAGAACGCAAACCGAAUACGAAGAGAGUCUCACGUGGAAAUAUUACAUAUUUGAAUUUGUCAAUUGUUACAGUUCUCUGGUUUAUGUGGCGUUUUUCAAAGGCCGCGUUCCUGCUGGAACGCCGGGUUCUAAAGGAUGGUUCAACAUUCCCGUCGAUCAAUGUGAUCAAGCAGGAUGUCUGAUUGAAUUAUGCAUCCAGUUAGCCGUGAUCCUGUUGGGUAAACAAGUAUACUCCAUUCUACGCGAAGCAGCCUUUCCCGUCAUCCACAAUUGGUGGUCUAAUCAGGACAUCAUCAAGUUUUUCUCUCAUGUUCGACGGUUUUAUCGCUGGGAAAAAGAUUUUCAGUUGCGACCUUUCCCGGCUCUGAUUAUGUUCAAAGAGUACACUAGGAUGAUUCUGCAGUUUGGAUUCAUGACAACAUUUGGUGUGGCGUUUCCACUGGCACCGCUCUGCGUUCUACUUAUGAACCUCUUUGAAAUACGUUUUGAUGCCUACAAAAUUCUGGUUCUGUAUCGCCGUCCAGUUCCACAAAUCGCCAAAAAUAUCGGCGCGUGGCUGAAAAUCUUGCAGCAUCUUGCUCAGUUCUCCGUUGUUACCAAUGCCUUUGUAAUUGCCUUCACUUCCGAAUUCGUGCCAAAAGUUGCCUACAAGCUGGCCUAUUCACCGGAUGGGACAAUGCGCGGUUAUGUGCCAUGGAGUUUGUCUGUGUUUUCCGUGGCGGAUUUUCCGCCGGAUGUGGGACCGCAGCCGGACAUUUCUCCUGCCAAUUCAACAUCAUUUUGUAACUAUCGGGAUUUUCGCAAUGGACCACAGGAGGGGGAUUAUAGAUAUUUUUAUAACAUGACAUUCUGGCAUAUUUUUGCCGCCAGACUGGUGCUGGUUUUAGUACUGGAGCAUUUUAUCCUCAUCAUUACCAGGAUAAUCGCCUACAUGGUACCUGAUCUGCCUUCCUGGCUGCAUGCCAAAAUUCUCAGACAAAACUUCCUUGCCAAAGAAGCAUUUUGCGAGUCGGAAGCCAGAAAGAAAUACUCGCAGUCCGGAAUGCCCCUAAAAAAUGCCGCCACUCAGGAUUCACUGGGAUCUUUCCAGGAAGAUCACUCCCUGUAUCCAAAGAUGAACAACUUAUCUGAUGGCGCUGUGUGAAUGCACUGAAUGGUGUGGGGUCAGCACUCCGAAUUGGCAGCUUACCUAACGAAGAUUUGGAAGUCAAUGAUCUCAUUUUGUGAUUCUUUUUCCCGGCGUCUGGAGGUGUAUUUGAUGCAAGGACUGAUUACGAUUGGCAGAUCUGCGGCGCUCUUGCUGACCUAACUUUUUCUGUAAUCCGAAUCAAUUUGUACAUUUUGUUUUUCCGGAUUUUUGAAUUUUUACUGUGUGGAUUUAGGUACUUAUAAUAUUUAAAGUAUUGCUCGUCGAAAUUAAAAUUUACAGCAUAAAAAACUUUAAACUGUUUGAGUACGGCAUUAAAUCGUCUGACCACUGACCUUGAAGUGCAGUUGAACUGCGGAGGAGGAGUUACGUACAUACUUGUACCUUUUUAUCUUUAAUACCUGCUCAAUGCCACACGCACGUCCCCUGCUCCACCUGGAGCCCAAUGAAAGUUGCGGUUUUUUAGUACCAAGCUGAGACAACCGUACGAUCUGAACUGCUCUAUUGUUAAUGUUGCACCUGGAAAAAUCCUCCGGUAGUACUUACAAGCUAGCUACAAUAUUUUAAAAGCCAGUUAACGAUGGUCACUGUGCAAGUGUACGUACGUACAUACACCGUUCGCAAUCAUCGCAUCCACAUCACAGAUUUCUUCUACCGGAUUAUGCGGCUAUGGGCCGUCUGGAUUUAUAAACCAGUGAUCAGAAAAUCUGCAGUCCUCAGUCUGCGUUUUGCUGGCUAGUUGUCGCGACUUUAUCGUGUUUCACGCCACUUUAAUUUAGUUUUGCCCUUUAUUGCUUCAGCUAGAAGUUUUUAGUUUUCCCCGCCAUAAAGGGCAUCAUCACCAUGAGAACAACAACCACCCUCUGGUUCUUCCUCAUACUACUGCUCGGAUUCUUGUCAUUUGCGGAAUGUGGAUUUGGCGGUGGAUGGGGUAACGGUGGAUGGGGCGGAGGAUGGGGUGGAUGGGGCGGCGGAUGGGGAGGUGGAUGGGGCGGAUGGGGAGGUUGGGGCGGACCUGGUUGGGGAGGAUGGGGCGGUGAUGGCUGGGGCGGAUGGGGUGGAUCCGGAUGGGGUUGGGGAGGCGGAUGGAAGAAGUGAUCGCCUGAUUUUCCUCCAGUUUGUUGACCCCGGUUGCAGCAUUUUUACGGUGUCCAUUCCUCAUCGCCCUGGAUCUUUUGUCAGUCCAUUCCACAUCGCCCUGGAUCAUGUGUCAUUGUCAUUUCUCGCAUUCCUGUGAUCAUGUACCAUUGACCUGUGCUCAUAUUCAACGAGUUUAAAGACUGUACGUGUGCGACUGUUUUGUCGGUUUUUAUUUGUGAUAUGUUUUGUAUUUAUUGCGAAUGUUCGAAUUGUGACUGAAAAUUAAUAAAAUGACUGUGCGAUAAGAA